This is a messenger RNA of Colletotrichum spaethianum, 2319 nucleotides long. RefSeq names its product calcium/calmodulin-dependent protein kinase type II. The record is from RefSeq and is a predicted model, not a curated record. Bases 1 to 2319 code for a protein of 772 amino acids. Lineage: Eukaryota; Fungi; Ascomycota; Sordariomycetes; Glomerellales; Glomerellaceae. Gene Ontology annotation, cellular component: cytoplasm. Gene Ontology annotation, molecular function: ATP binding; protein serine/threonine kinase activity. The transcript is spliced from 2 exons. Gene Ontology annotation, biological process: protein phosphorylation.
AUGGCCGACGACAGUCCCAAUGCGGGCUGGACGACCGUCCACCUGAAAUCCCAGGCGCAUCCCGAUCGCCUCCCGCCUGCUCACCGCGAAGUGUACGAAAAGUCCAAGAUCCGGGAGUGGGAGACGUCCAGCGGUCAUUGGUCUGGCAUUGGGAAACAUCCAGACGACUUCACUGAGGCGAAGAAGAUACACUCCAAGAUCAUCGCGCCCAAGGACAACGACCUGGGAAUGGGCACCUUCGGCCGCGUUGAGAGAGUCACGCAUCGCACCGUUCGCCUAGCGCGAAAAUGGAUCAAGCCCCAACGAAACCAGGACUUCCAAACGCUGCGGAGGGAGGCCCUAGCCAUGGAGCGUCUGGAUCAUGACCACAUCGUCAAGCUGAUCGGGACAUAUACCUUUAAACGCCGAGAGCUCUAUCUCCUGAUAUGGCCCGUUGCCGUUUGCAACCUCGACGAACUGCUCACCGACCUUGCUGACUUGAAAAGCGGCCAGGGCGAUCGAGAGGAUAUCUUGAAGAGGUUCGAGGAGCUAGACAUCGCUGACGUGAGUCUCGUCGAGUCUCGCGGUCGCCACGAUGCUGCGGAAGCCAGCAAGUCGAAGUGCCCGCUCAAUUUCCUGCAGCGCAUCAUGGGCUGUGUUGCGCAGGCCGUCACCCACUGCCACGCCUCCAAAGUGCGCCAUCUUGAUCUCAAGCCAAGUAACAUCCUGCUUAACCCCAACAAAGUCUAUCUCGCCGACUUUGGCAUUGCUCGUGAUUUCCACGAUCAGGAAAACACCGCCACCAUGGGCCUGCACGGAACGCCCAAAUGGCGUCCCCCCGAGGCGUAUAUCCCCGAGGAGUAUUCCACCCAGUGUGCCGACAUAUACUCUCUAGGCCUCAUAUACCUGAAUAUUGCCACGCUUGUCUAUCAUGGUGACCUGAAUGACUUCCACUCAGUGGUCGCAGACUUGCUACCCCAUUCACGUGCCGAGAAACUGAAAGCGCACCAGCAAAAUCUGGCGCUCCACGCUCUAGCAACCCAAUGUUUUCACGACGAGAAAAGACCAACUGUCGCGCCGCGCCACAUACUUGGCCUGGCAGGGAACAUGGUCUCGUCUGAUCCACGGGCUAGACCCAGAGCCGAUCAAGUGGACCAGGAACUCGUCGACCUCGGUGGCAUCGAACAAGUCUAUCAUAACAGCUGUUGUCGGAAGAGCGCUCGGCACGUUGGCAAUCGGAUCGACGAAAGACUCGCUGCCGCCGCCGCCGAGAAUGCCCGAUUGAAGCCUGAGAACGAGCGCCUGCAGAAGGAGGUCAAGGCACUCAGAGCCAUGGACGAGACCUACCGAUUGCGCUUAGAAAACCAGGAGAAAAAGCAUGCUAGGGAUACCGAGCUUCUGACGAAGCAGCGCGACGAGGAACGGCAAAAACGAAGGAAACUCGAAGAACGGGUUAACGAGUUGGAGAUGCAGUCGAGAAGGCACAAUCGAACAGGUUUACCCCGACCAGACGCCAACAUCGAUCAUCGCUUCGCUUCCAACACCGCCGCUACGAGCUUGAAUUACGGACUGGGAAUCACCAACAGGCCACGAACCCACCCUUUACCCCAAGCCGCGAUACGACCGCCUCCCUCAACAAACACCUCGUGCUCUGCAGUUCCUCGUCCUACACCUUCAACACGGGUUCCAAGCGGUCCUCACAAGGCAUGGGUCACUCCUAAUGUUGCUGUCAUGUCGGGGGGUUCCAAACCCGAUCCCGUGCCGCAGUCGUCAGAUACUCCAUCGCCAAAUCCGCAGAGAAGUGGCACGUUGUCCUCCCGAGGCUCGAAUUCACGCCUGCCAAUCCUCGCCAAGCUUCCGGCCACACCACGGUCGAGUACACCUAGACUUGCCAGAGAUCCCAGUUUAACGGACAGCACCCAGGCCAGCAUGUCUUCAUCCUUAUUCUCGGCUCGCAGCUUCGAGACUAGCACGGAAACGUUCACUCCACCAGCAGUGAGCCCGGCCAUGAAGCAAGCAGACUUUCACGACGUAGUGCGGGAGACUGCCGAUACGAAGCCGUCCUUCGAGCCCUCGAGCCCUACUCAAUCUGUUCCGCCGUCCAUGUCGUCUGCACUGUCUUCGCCCCGCACAACCAAGGUGGAACUCGCAUCGGUGGCUGGAAGUGAGAUCUCGCGAGAUGGUCUGGGCCAGGCCAAGAUCCCUUCGUUCCAGCCAACAAAGAGCUGGGCAGCCGUAGCGGGCGAAUCCCACGCACUGGCAAAGAUGGUCGGUCCGCCACUUCCGCCAAUCAAUGCGACCCCUGCCAGUCCAAGUAGGAGCAGAGAGCGGGUUAGAUGA